CUCGUUUUUAAGACGUUCUUUGUCUAGAGGUUUCGGACGUCAAGAAAUGUCUUUUCCUGCUUGUAUUGUUCCAGCAAGAGCAAAACAUACGGCUACCGUUAUAUUUGCACAUGGUCUUGGAGAUUCUGGAGAAGGAUGGAGAUUUCUCGGGGAGAAAAUGGGAUCUUCUAAGGUAUUCUCUAAUAUAAAAUGGAUCUUCCCCAAUGCGCCUAUGAGACCGGUGACGUUGAAUUAUGGGAUGAGAAUGUCUAGUUGGUAUGAUAUUGCAACAUUAGAUGGGGUGGAAGAUGAGGAGGAUGAGGAGAAUAUGAUGAGGAGUAGUAAAGAAAUACAUAAAAUUGUUAUGGAAGAGAGGAAUGAAGGAAUAAAUAGUGAAAGGAUUAUAGUGGGAGGUUUUUCUCAGGGAUGUGUUAUAGGACUUUUGUCAGGAUUAACGUAUAAGGAGAGGCUUGGGGGUAUUAUUGGAUUUUCUGGGUAUUUACCAUUGAGAAAGAAGAUUCAUACGAUGAUUUCGGAGAGUAAUUUAAGAACGCCGAUUUUUAUGGGACAUGGAAGGAAUGAUCCUAUUGUUAAAUUUGAAUAUGGACAAGAAAGUGCAAGAAUUUUGAAAGAAGAUUUGAAAUUGAAUGUUAAAUGGAAGGAAUAUGAUGGAUUACAACAUAGUGUUAAUGAAAAUGAAUUAAAAGAUUUUUCUGUGUGGCUUGGAAGUAUACUUGGAGAGGGGGGGAGUGAGAAGUGAGUAAGAAGGGGGUGGAAGGGAGGGAGUGGAAGGGAGGGAGUGGAA
Molecule: messenger RNA, 784 nt
Organism: Pneumocystis carinii B80
Lineage: Eukaryota; Fungi; Ascomycota; Pneumocystomycetes; Pneumocystales; Pneumocystaceae
Exons: 6
Coding region: 47-739 (230 amino acids)
Biological process (GO): protein depalmitoylation
Cellular component (GO): cytoplasm
Molecular function (GO): palmitoyl-(protein) hydrolase activity; carboxylic ester hydrolase activity
Source: RefSeq, a predicted model, not a curated record